Exophiala bonariae is the source of this 714-nucleotide messenger RNA. RefSeq lists its product as uncharacterized. The coding region runs from base 1 to 714 and encodes 237 amino acids. The record is from RefSeq and is a predicted model, not a curated record. Lineage: Eukaryota; Fungi; Ascomycota; Eurotiomycetes; Chaetothyriales; Herpotrichiellaceae. Gene Ontology annotation, biological process: tRNA methylation; tRNA wobble uridine modification. Gene Ontology annotation, cellular component: cytoplasm; nucleus. Gene Ontology annotation, molecular function: S-adenosylmethionine-dependent methyltransferase activity; tRNA (5-carboxymethyluridine(34)-5-O)-methyltransferase activity; tRNA binding. The transcript is spliced from 3 exons.
AUGUCCAGAGAUAUGAGCGUGAAUAAUUCGGAUUAUGAGAGUCAGCAUGUCCACGACGUUUACGAGAAGAUUGCGGCACACUUUUCAUCGACUAGAUUCAAGCCGUGGCCAGUGGUGGAUGAAUUUUUGAAAACGCUCCCACCAGGAUCUGUGGGGUUGGAUGUUGGAUGUGGGAACGGGAAAUACUUGGCCGUCAACAACAGCGUGUUCAUCGUAGCCUCGGAUAGGUCGCGAGCCCUGGUUCAAAUUGCUAGACAGCACGAGCCGCAUAGUGCCAUCCUCGCCGACACACUCAGCCUGCCACAUCCGACAUCGAGAUUUGACUUCGCCAUCUCGAUCGCUGUAAUUCACCAUCUUUCAUCUCCUGCACGGCGAAUCGAGGCCAUCAGAUCAAUCCUACGCACGUUGAGACCCUCGACCGACCGAUCGCGAGGGGGCCAGGCAUUGCUGUUUGUGUGGGCGUUGGAACAAAAAACCAGCCGUCGGGGCUGGGACCAAGGCGACGAUCAAGAUGUCCUGGUUCCUUGGGUGCUCAAGCCCGAUCCGGCGGGUGAUCCCACCCAGGCUCCGGUAACCUACCAGCGCUACUACCAUCUCUACCGUGAGGGCGAGAUUCAGAAGGACGCGAUCGCUGCCGGAGGCCACGUCGUCAAAUAUGGCUAUGACCGGGACAACUGGUGGGUGAUCGUCGAAAAGAGAGAGGUGAAAGUCUAG